AUGAUAUCCAACAUGAGCACACUGACAACAUUCUUCCUCACGGGCAUUCCGCACACACUGGAACUGGACACCACGCUCUUUGGCCUCUUCCUCCUGAUUUACGUGCUCACUGUGCUGGGGAACCUCCUCAUCCUGCUGGUGAUCUGGGUGGAUCCCCACCUCCACACUCCCAUGUACUACUUCCUCACAAAUCUGUCCUUCAUUGACAUGUGGUUCUCCACUGUCACUGUGCCCAAAAUGUUGAUGACCUUGAUGUCCCCAAGUGGCGGGGCUAUCUCUUUCCACAGCUGCAUGGCCCAGCUCUACUCCUUCCAUUUCCUGGGGAGCACCGAGUGUUUCCUGUACACGGUCAUGUCCUAUGAUCGUUACCUGGCCAUCAGUUACCCCCUCAGAUACAGCAGCCUGAUGAGUGAGAGAACAUGCACCUUCCUAGCCGCUGGCACCUGGCUCAGUGGUUCACUGCACUCUGCUGUCCAGACCACUUUGACCUUCCGUUUGCCCUACUGUGGACCCAACCAGAUCCAGCAUUACUUCUGUGAUGCCCCGCCCAUCCUCAAGCUGGCCUGUGCAGACACCUCUGUCAAUGAGAUGGUGAUCUUUGUCAACAUUGGUGUGGUGGCUUCUGGCUGCUUCCUCCUGAUAACACUGUCCUAUGUGUCUAUUGUCUGCUCCAUCCUGAGGAUCCGCAGCUCAGAAGGGAGACACAGAGCCUUUCAGACCUGUGCCUCCCACUGCAUUGUGGUCCUUUGUUUCUUUGGUCCUGGUCUCUUCAUCUACCUGAGACCCAGCUCCAAGGACGCUGUGGAUGGAGUUGUUGCUGUUUUCUACACUGUGCUGACUCCCAUGCUCAACCCUGCUGUCUACACCCUGAGGAACAAGGAGGUGAAGAAAGCGCUAUUGAAACUAAAAACUGCAUCAGUGUUCACUCAGGAUCGAUAA
This is a messenger RNA of Cavia porcellus (domestic guinea pig), 939 nucleotides long. RefSeq names its product olfactory receptor 10G7. Gene Ontology annotation, molecular function: olfactory receptor activity; G protein-coupled receptor activity. The coding region runs from base 1 to 939 and encodes 312 amino acids. The record is from RefSeq and is a predicted model, not a curated record. Gene Ontology annotation, cellular component: membrane. Gene Ontology annotation, biological process: G protein-coupled receptor signaling pathway. Lineage: Eukaryota; Metazoa; Chordata; Mammalia; Rodentia; Caviidae. The transcript has a single exon.